Exophiala oligosperma is the source of this 1884-nucleotide messenger RNA. RefSeq lists its product as uncharacterized. Lineage: Eukaryota; Fungi; Ascomycota; Eurotiomycetes; Chaetothyriales; Herpotrichiellaceae. Bases 400 to 1575 code for a protein of 391 amino acids. Gene Ontology annotation, cellular component: mitochondrion. Gene Ontology annotation, molecular function: methylmalonyl-CoA epimerase activity. The record is from RefSeq and is a predicted model, not a curated record. The transcript is spliced from 4 exons. Gene Ontology annotation, biological process: L-methylmalonyl-CoA metabolic process.
UUCCAUUUUUCCACCCAUCUGGUGUGAUUGUUUUACGAGUUCAACGCAGUACCUGGUAUCAAAAUCUCCAUGAUUGUGGGGAAACCCGCUUUCUCUAAGAUCCAUCAUCAUCAUCAUCAUCCAUUUAUUUACUUCACUUCCCAUUACCUCCUCGGGAUAUUAUUGUCACUUGCACAUUACCUACACAAAAAGACACUACUCUACCACUCGUAAUAACUUGUUGAGGAGUUGUCGACCACGGUGACACGAUCAAUCAGGACCUGGUGUCUUUUGCCCGACACAUCUUUACUCGAGUCAAAGGCGAUCAAGUAUAACCAAAGGUGGCCGAGCCGACACCGUUUACAUCAACUGCCGAAAACAACUAGCAAGUGAAAGAAUACUGCAACAACAACCAUCAAAAUGAAUAAACUCGACGACCUCAAACACAACCUUACCGAGGAAAAGGUACAAAAUGAAAAGCCAUCAAACGGUACCAUCUCCCGUGGUCCAUCACCUAACCGAGGUCAAUCACUCCGUGAUGUCGACGCGGUUGGUCCGGAUUGUGACAACAAGAGAGAUUGGCAAAAGAAACGUGGUAUCGACAUAACCAAACAAGUCAGACUGGUCAAGUUGAAUCACAUGAGGUAUCAACAUCCAGAUCUGAAUAAGAUCACUACAUUCUUGAGGGACUUUGGUAUGCACGUCACGAAAAAGGGUGACGGUGAGCGUUGGUUCAGGGGUUACGGACCGGAUCAGUACGUUUAUUACGCCAAAGAGGGACCUAAAAAGUACUUGGGAGGAUCGUUCGAGGUCGAAUCUCGUGAAGAACUCGAAAAGGUCCUCAAAUUGCCCGGUGCCACCGUCGUGUCAAACGGGAUCGAAGAGAUGAAGGACGCCCCAGGGGGUGGAUACAUCGUCACCAUCGCCGACCCCGAAGGAUUCUUGGUCAAUUUCGUCUGGGGUCAAGCGCCCGUCAAGGAAGAACGUGCGAAACCGGCAAAACUGAAAUUGAACGACGAGGUCGACAAACCGAGACAAAAGGCUUUUCAGAGGUUCGAUCCUGGACCGGCAGAAGUUCACAAGCUCGGUCAUUUCGGUCUCAACGUACAAGAUUUCCCUGCACAAAUGACGUGGUACACGACUCACUUCAACAUUGUCCCGUCGGACAUUUUGUACGUGCCAUUGGACAAGAUCGAUCCCGAGACGAAUCGACCCGCCCGGAAGGAGGUUGCUCUUUUCGCCAUGAUCGAUCGAGGUCAAGAUCUCGUGGAUCACCAUACUUUCUUCAUGACCACUUUGACCCCGGGGGUCGAAAAACAUGUCCACCACUCGUCCUACGAGGUUCACGACUUCGACACUCAGGCCCUCGGCCACCAAUGGUUGGCCGAGAAGAAAUACACCCCGGUGUGGGGGGUCGGUCGACACAUCCUGGGGUCGCAAAUCUUUGAUUACUGGUGGGACAUCAACGGGUUCAUGGUGGAACAUUACGCCGAUGGUGACCUCGUCAACAUCGACACGCCCAUGGGCUAUGGACCCGCCGGUCACGAAGGGUUGGCCGUAUGGGGUCCUGACGUCCCUACCGAGUUUUUGGAGUAAAUCGAAGUCACCUAAUUAACAGUCACUCAGUCACUCAGUCACUCAUCGGACAAGGGCCAAUACCGACUAUAACCGCCAUCUCCACCGACACCACUACCGCCGACGAAGAAAGUGUUGUACAUGUGGAAUGGAGGACAGGGUCACGGUGGGAGGUUGGGAAACAAUCUUUUCGACGACACACACGGUCGUUUUCCUACACAAAGAGACACACGUAUUUUUUCACACAAACACAUGUAUCCCCAUGACGAUUUGCACGACAGAGAAAGAGAGAGAGAGAGAGAGAGAGAGAGAGAGAGAGAGAGAGAUGGA